GAUCGUUCUUCCGGUGUUUAGAGUCGGGAGUAGAGGGCCGCCAUCCGACCUGGGAAGUCCGACUUCCAAACUUGGACUGUUGGUCCCAGCUUUCCGGGAAGGGGAAGGCGGUGGAGGCUGCCCCCCGGGAGGAGGAGCUCCCCACGCAGCAGCCCCCCAAGGGGAAGGAGCCCCCCACGCAGAAGGAGCCCCGUGUCUCUAGCUCCAGGGCAGCCUGUGGUGAGAGCCGGCCCAGGACCCCGCCCGCCUGGUCAUCUUGGCCGUCCUGGCUGAGCAGAGAGGGGGUGACCAUGGAACACGUGGCCGGAGUGCUCAGAGGGAGAGGUGCUCUCCUUCCCCGAGCCUGGGGUGCAGAGGCUGAGGCCUGGAGGACUUCUGGGGUCCUCCCCACCAGCCUUUGGGUGAGUUGUGCUCGUCUCUCUUACGUGUCAUCUCGUGCCCUGUCGUUUCUGGCGUUGGAUACAAUGUCUUGCCUUUAUCUUGGAUGGUGUCAACUUUACCCAAGUACCCCGAAGGACCUGAGCCUGGCGACCUUUCCCAGAAGUUUGCGGUUUUAAUGGAUGAUACAGCGUAGGCUGUGUGUGUGGGUGUGUCCAAAUGGCUGUGUAAAUAUAUCCACCAGUAUGUGUAGUAUACCUGCUCACAUGAAUCUGUGACCUUCAAGGAUGUGGCCGUGGACUUCACCGGGGAGGAGUGGACACACCUGGAGCCUGCCCAGAGGGCCCUGUACAGGGACGUGAUGUUGGAGAACUAUGAGAACCUGGUCUUUCUGGGACUUCCUGUUUCCAAACUGGAUGUGAUCUCCCUGUUGGAGAGAGGGGAAGCCCCGUGGCGGCCCAAGGGAGGAGGCCCCCCAGGCCCUUGCCCAGAUGCCCUUAGUCAGGAGACCAGGUUUGAAACCAAAGAUGCAAGUCUGAUAAAAUGCAUUUACAUGGGGGAGUCAUCCAAGAUGAGAUGUCCAGUGAAUGUUCCCUGGCAUUCCAGGACAACUGAAUCAAUGGAACCAAUGGAAUGUUCUGCUAAUUUAGAGAUACAGAGGGACAACCAGGAGAGGAACUCCAGACUAACAACAGCCCCACAGAGAACAACUUGUAAUGAAAUGACCGGACCACAUUGUAUGACUUUGGAAGGAAAUUUUAAUCUGGCGUCCAUCUUUGUUCCAUCAUGGAGAAAUCCUGUGGAGAAAAGUCUCCAUAAAUAUAAGACACUUGAAAAGCAAGUAAAGGAUUUUUCCAACCUACUUAUUUGCAGUGCUUUUUCCUUAGGGAAGAACCUUUCUAAGUAUGAUAAAUGCAAGAAGCCCUUUAGUUACCACUCAGACCUAAUUAAAUUUCAUAGAACACAUACUGGAGAAAAGCUCCAUGAGGACAAUGAAAAGGGAAAAACCUUUGGUAGAAGAUCAUGUGUUACUGGAUGUCCAAAACUUCAAAUUGGAGAGAAACAUGAAUGUCACAAAUAUGGGAAAACCUUUAGCCACCGAAAAAGAUUGAUUAAAAUGAAGAAAAUUAAUAUUAGAGAGAAGUCCUUAGAAUGUAAUGAAUGUGGGAAAGUCUUCAAUGAUAACAAAAUACUUGAAAACCAUCACAGAAUCCAUACUGGAGAGAAACCUUUUGAAUGUAAUGAAUGUGGGAAAGGCUUCAGCCAGAGAGGAAACCUUAUUACUCAUCAGAGAACUCACACUGGAGAGAAACCAUUUGAAUGUAAAGAAUGUGGGAAAGGCUUUAGUCAGAGGGGAACUCUCAUUAGCCAUCAGAGAACUCAUACUGGAGAGAAACCCUUUGAAUGUCAUGAAUGUGGGAAAGCCUUCAGUGAAUGGGGAUCCUUUAAUAGACAUCUUAGAACUCAUACUGGUGAGAAACCCUUUGAAUGUCGUGAAUGUGGGAAGGGAUUCAGUCAGAGGGGAACUCUCAUUAGCCAUCAGAGAACUCAUACUGGAGAGAAACCCUUUGAAUGUCAUGACUGUGGGAAAGCCUUCACUUCAAGUAAUGGACUCAAAACCCAUCAGAGAAAUCAUACAGGUGAAAAACCCUUUGAAUGUCAUGAAUGUGGAAAAGCUUUCAGUGAGCGUAAAGUACUCAGAAUCCACCAGAGAACUCAUACAGGGGUGAAACCCUUUGAAUGUAAUGAAUGUGGGAAGGCCUUCAGUGACAAUAAUGUCCUCAAAAGCCAUCAGAGAACUCAUACUGGAGAAAAACCUUUCGAAUGUCAGGAAUGUGGCAAAGGCUUCAGUCAGAAAGGAACACUUAUUAGCCAUCAGAGAACUCAUACUGGAGAGAAGCCCUUUGAAUGUCAGGAAUGUGGCAAAGGCUUCAGCUGGAGAGCAAGCCUUAUUGCCCAUCAGAGAACUCACACUGGAGAGAAACCCUUUGAAUGUAAUGAAUGUGGGAAAGGAUUCAGACAGAGGGCAAACCUUACUACACAUCAGAGAACUCAUACUGGAGAGAAACCUUUUGAAUGCAGUCAAUGUGGGAAAGCUUUCAGUAAGAGUAAUAUUCUCAAAACACAUCAAAGAACUCAUACUGGAUUGAAACCAUUUGAAUGUAAUCAAUGUGGAAAGGCUUUCAGUGAUGGUAAUGUUCUCAAAAGCCAUCAGAGAACUCAUACUGGAGAGAAACCUUUUGAAUGUCAGGAAUGUGGGAAAGGCUUUAGUUGGAGGGCUAGCCUUAUUACCCAUAUGAGAACUCAUACUGGAGAGAAACCCUUUGAAUGUCACGAAUGUGGGAAAGCCUUCAGUGAGUGGGGAUCAUUUAAUAAACAUCAGAGGACUCAUACUGGAGAGAAACCCUUUGAAUGUCAUGAAUGUGGGAAAGGAUUCAGACAGAGAGUAAACCUCAUUACCCAUCAGAGAAUUCAUACUGGUGAGAAACCUUUUGAAUGUAAUGAAUGUGGAAAAGCCUUUAGUGAGAAGAGACACCUUAUUAGACAUCAGAGAACUCAUACUGGAGAGAAAUCUUUUGAGUGUAAUGAAUGUGGGAAAGCCUUUGUUGAGAGGGGGUCCUUUAAUAGACAUCAGAGAACUCAUACUGCAGGGAAAUCUUUUGAAUAUAAUGAAAAUAGGACAGCCAUUAAUCAAUGGGGAACCCUUAUUAGCCAUGAGUCAAGUCACACUGGAGAAAAUUCUUUGAAUAUAUUUAAUGUGGGAAAGGAUUCAAACAGAGGAGAAACCUUAUUAUAAGCCUAACAGAAGACUUGGUUUAGAGGAAAAAGUGGAUAUCGGGGAGGCUUCAGGGAGAAAACAGGCUUAUUAGACAUCAGAGAAUUCAUAGGGGAAAGAAAUUUUUUGAGUAUUUUAUGUAUAUGUAUGCAUUAAAACUUCCAGCACCAGUAAAACAACUUACGUAGUGACUACAGUAAUGUAAAACAACCUUGAAAAUUUUUGGAAAUCUAAUCAAUGAAAUGAUAAUUUACAUUGAUUCAGUUGUAAUCAGUUAUCAGAAGGCUAAUUGGCAGUGAAGUCACUGAUUGUAUGUUCAGUAUAGGAAAUAGAUUUUCCGACACAGCCAAGGGGACUUUGUUUUGUUUAACUAUGCUUAUUAUCAGAGAGGGCUUUUAUUUGGAGUAGGGGGAGUUAUCAGGGGAGAGCAAGAGGGUAGGAAUUGUUGUUCAGUUGUGUUCAACUCUUUGUGAACCUAUUUGGGGUUUUCUUGACAGAGAUACU
Molecule: messenger RNA, 3658 nt
Organism: Vombatus ursinus (common wombat)
Lineage: Eukaryota; Metazoa; Chordata; Mammalia; Diprotodontia; Vombatidae
Product: zinc finger protein 345-like
Exons: 6
Coding region: 740-3175 (811 amino acids)
Biological process (GO): regulation of transcription by RNA polymerase II
Molecular function (GO): RNA polymerase II cis-regulatory region sequence-specific DNA binding; DNA-binding transcription factor activity
Source: RefSeq, a predicted model, not a curated record